GGUCACCACGACAGGCGAGGGCUGGAUGGCCACGGUGGAGUCCUGGCACUGCCUGACACAGGGCUCAUUGCAGCUGUUGGCCAGCGGGGUGGGGCCGCAGGGCUGGCAGGGCCGGCACGGGCUGUAGCAGGACAUGGCUUGGGGCUGCAGGUGCACCUUCAUUCACUUCUUCUCUUCACUGUACCUCCAUCUCCUUCAGUACAAGGUGCACCUGCAGCCCCAAGCCAUGUCCUGCUACAGCCCGUGCCGGCCCUGCCAGCCCUGCGGCCCCACCCCGCUGGCCAACAGCUGCAAUGAGCCCUGUGUCAGGCAGUGCCAGGACUCCACCGUGGCCAUCCAGCCCUCGCCUGUCGUGGUGACCCUGCCCGGCCCCAUCCUCACCUCCUUCCCACAGAACACGGCCGUGGGAUCCUCCACCUCUGCUGCUGUUGGCAACAUCCUCAGCACUCAGGGAGUGCCCAUCAGCUCUGGGGGCUUUGGCCUCUCGGGCUUGGGCAGUGGCCUCUGUGGCACCAGGUGCUUCCCCUGCUGA
Messenger RNA from Prinia subflava (tawny-flanked prinia), 532 nucleotides. Its product is annotated as feather keratin 1-like. The coding region runs from base 134 to 532 and encodes 132 amino acids. Lineage: Eukaryota; Metazoa; Chordata; Aves; Passeriformes; Cisticolidae. The record is from RefSeq and is a predicted model, not a curated record. Gene Ontology annotation, cellular component: intermediate filament. Gene Ontology annotation, molecular function: structural constituent of cytoskeleton. The transcript has 3 exons.